Molecule: messenger RNA, 2052 nt
Organism: Diaporthe amygdali
Lineage: Eukaryota; Fungi; Ascomycota; Sordariomycetes; Diaporthales; Diaporthaceae
Product: gamma-tocopherol methyltransferase
Exons: 7
Coding region: 1-2052 (683 amino acids)
Biological process (GO): methylation
Molecular function (GO): methyltransferase activity
Source: RefSeq, a predicted model, not a curated record
AUGGCCGCGACCACGGUAGAAGACAACACUGCGCUUAGCAAACAAUAUGAGACCCCACUUGGCCUCGCGCAUGACACCAUGCAAGCUCUCAAGGAUAGGAUCAAAACACAUUAUGAUCUGGCCAGCGAGUAUUACUUGAGCCUGUGGGGCACCCACAUCCACCACGGCUACUGGCCCACGCCAGAGUCAAAGGCUAGUGAGACCAAGGAGCAAGCACAGAUUAAUCUCAUCCGCCUGCUGCUGGAGACCUCGCAAAUAAGCGAAGGGAGCAAGGUCCUGGACGUGGGAUGCGGGAUCGGUGGCACUUCGCGAUACCUUGCCUCACAGCUGGGCUGCACGGUGACCGGCAUCACCAUCUCUACAAAGCAGGUCGAGAUGGCGACACGCCUUACCAAAUCUGAGGCCGCCAAGGAAGACGCCAGCCUGUCAGACCAGGAGGCAGACCAGGAGGGUUUCCUCAAGAUCGGCAAGGGCAAGGUCAAGUUCAUAGAGCUCGACGCCGAGAAGAUGGGAGACGUCUUCGCCGCACAGUCCGAGUCGUUUGACGCCGUCUGGAUCUGCGAGGCAUUGAGCCAUUUCCCGAAUAAAUCCCUGUUCUUCCAGAAUGCCCACAAGUCUUUGAAGAAGGGCGGCAAGCUCGCCCUGGCCGACUGGUUCAAAGCGGAGGGCCUGGGCGACAAGGAAUUCACCGAUGAUAUAAAACCCAUUGAAGAUGGAAUGCUUCUGCCGCCAUUGUGCGCACAGGCUGACUACGUCAAUUACGCAAAGGAGGCUGGUCUGAGUGUCUUUGGGGGGCCAAAGGACAUAUCGAAUGAUGUCAAGGCGACCUGGGACAUCUCGUGGUCAUUGGUCCAGAACCCGUCCCUGUGGGCCUUCGCGCUCAGCCAGGGCAGGGAUGGAAUCGCUUUCCUGCAGGCGUUCCGUGCUAUGCGAAGGGGAUAUGCCAAUGGCAGCUUUCGUCGCAAGCAUCUCGUCAUACACAAGCCCCUGUUCCACUCUUUGGGGCGUUGGACCCUUGCGACUGGUUCGGGCAUCACCUUGGUCGACAACACAAGGCAUGAGCCAUCAGAAACCUUCGCCCGCGAUUCAAGCGUAUCAAUAGAUUAUUGGUACAACAUGUAUGCUAGCAACACUGACUGGGGCCGAAAUGGCGUCAAGCGAGUCCGUCUGGAACCCGUGAACUCUUCCCUCCAACAGAACGGCAGUCAUAACAGCUUGCUCGAACGUCUCAAGUCAGACGACGGAGAGGUCUCGACCGCGCACACAUCUAUAUCUCCUAAAGAACCUCAGUACGUCGAUAUAACAGCCGCUUUCUUCGGCAAACAGAGACGCCCUGCGCAGCAUUCCAAGGGCCAGAUGGGGCCUCCACCUCGUCCACUGCAACAGCAGAAUCGCCCACAGCCGCGCAACCAAGAUGUACAACAUCGCGAGACCCAGCAUAAAUAUGCUACUAUUGGGCUGGCAGAGGCCAAAGACUUGAGAGACGAGCUCGCAGGCAACAUUGCGGCUGAGUCCAACAAUCUCUACAGCAAUGGUCUCACUCAGCUCAAAGACCUUCAUGAAGCCUUAAAGGGAAUCAUGACCGACACGGAUGCCGAAGAUGAUCGUGUUCUCGCUCUUGUGGAAUCUAAUCACAAGAGAAUGGCCGGAUCACCCUCUGAGACGACUAUCAACGAAACCUUCACCCAUGACGACGGCAACAUAACUCGCCGCGAAGUUCACAUUGGUCAGGAAGUUGCGUCGCUGGGUGACUGUCUAAAGAUUCUUGAAUCGCAAGUGAAGCGCCUGUGGGAUGAUUGGGAGGCUGCUGACCGGGAUGUCCAAACCAAAAUCGCGGAAAUGACCGGCAGUACUCAUCUUCAAAUGAGCCAGAGUGACUGCAUCAAAGACGUGCGAGAGUCACUCGCGCGAGAAAUGAAGGCUUUUGACGCAGAAGCAGAAGGCAUCAUCGAAGACUCGCACGAGGAAGCUCGGACAUGUGAGAAGGAAUUCGGCAGGAAGAUCCAUGGUGCCAUGUCUGCUCUACUGCAACAGUUUCUGUUGGAAGACUGA